Messenger RNA from Penicillium subrubescens, 846 nucleotides. RefSeq names its product lipase family protein. Gene Ontology annotation, biological process: lipid metabolic process. The record is from RefSeq and is a predicted model, not a curated record. The coding region runs from base 1 to 846 and encodes 281 amino acids. NCBI's taxonomy places the organism in Eukaryota, Fungi, Ascomycota, Eurotiomycetes, Eurotiales, Aspergillaceae. The transcript is spliced from 6 exons.
AUGUUGGUCAACGGCAUCUCUUUCAUCGCGGCCAUCGCGCUUGCUUCCCAGGCUAUUGCAGCCCCGACAAUUGAAAAGCGAGCUACAUCCGAUCCAGCCGCUUUCCCGUCCCUUCAGCGUGCUGCGAAGCUAUCAUCGGCCGCAUACACCGGCUGUCUGCUAAGUGCCUUUGAUGUGACCAUUACCAAGCAGAUCUACAACGGUUUGACCGAUACUCAGGGCUAUAUUGGGUACUCUCCAACCCAGAAGAAGAUCUCGGUUGUUAUGAGAGGUUCAACUACGGCUACGGACAUCCUCAAUGAUGUUGAUACAACCUUGAUCACUCCUACCCUGUCGGGUGUGAGCUUCCCAGCAGGAGUCCAGAUCAUGAGGGGUGUUUAUAACCCAUGGGCUUCUGUGCACGAUGCCGUGAUCGCAGAAGUGAAAUCCCUCGUGGCUAAAUACCCGGAUUAUACAUUGGAAUCAGCCGGUCACUCGCUUGGUGGCGCGCUUACUUAUGUUUCAUACGUGGCUCUCGCCCAAAAUUUCCCUGGAAAGUCGAUCACUAGCAAUGCCUUGGCUGCAUUCCCGAUUGGAAACGCGGCCUGGGCCAGAUUUGCUAGCUCCCAGAGCGGUACCUUGAACCGAGGUAACAACGUUGCCGAUGGAGUGCCAAACAUGUAUGUCCUGUCACCAUACAACUUCCAGCACUAUGGAAUUGAGUAUUACAGCUGGGGCACUGCGAGUACAUGUGUUAAGUGUUCGGGCGAGCGUGACCUUUCUUGCUCUGCUGGCAACGGCAUGUAUGGCGUUACCGCUGGACACUUCCAAAGCUUUGGAAUUACUCUAGGCGCCGCUGGAUGCUGA